This is a messenger RNA of Brienomyrus brachyistius, 4278 nucleotides long. It is a transcript of the gene nrg2a, whose product is annotated as neuregulin 2a. Gene Ontology annotation, biological process: nervous system development; animal organ development; intracellular signal transduction. The record is from RefSeq and is a predicted model, not a curated record. The transcript is spliced from 11 exons. NCBI's taxonomy places the organism in Eukaryota, Metazoa, Chordata, Actinopteri, Osteoglossiformes, Mormyridae. Gene Ontology annotation, molecular function: signaling receptor binding. The coding region runs from base 1030 to 3150 and encodes 706 amino acids.
AAUGGCACAGUGAAUGUGACCUGAAUGCGACGCUCAUUUAAUAAAGGAAUGAGACGCAAAACUCAUUGGAAACAGACCUAAGGAUCCUAUGGCACUGUGAAGAGCUUUAGCCGCGUUAGUCAUCGCACCCAAGACGAAAUCUAGGCUGAUUUAAUUUCACUCGAGGUUCCUCGUUUUCUACGACAAUUCUUCAUAAGACGUCAGCUUCGCGAGAAGACAUGAUGAGCUGUAGAGCGCAUUUCCUUUUUUAUCUUCUGAUCGUCGCUGAACCAUUUCCUGAGAUGAAAUGUCUACUUGAAUGAAGAUGAACUGAAAAAAAAAUUAACUACGGCUUGGGAUUUUAGAGGGUUUUUGUGAAACUACGAUCGGUGUUUUGGGUUUAGUUACACCGGUGCUGCGACCUUAAAAAUCCGUUCGCUGUAAAUGAGCACCGGGCAGACGCCUUGGUUUGCAGGCAAUAGGCAUUUUCGCAAGUCCAUAGCUGGUGUAUGUGGGGUGGAGCGGGAUCGGAGAAGAAGGACGCUGCGAUGCUGCGAUGGAAUGAAAUAGUCUACCCGAUGGAUUUAGCGUAUGAAAAAAAAAAACAAAAGACACCUAUGCUGUAGUGAAUCGCAGUUUCAGUGCAGUGACCGUAUAGAUUACUUUCAUUGUUAAGCAGGACGCCUACUCGACCGCUGCAAUAUUAUUUCGGCAAAGGCAUACGUCUAGGAGGGGUCUAGUAGCACGAUCGGCUGUGAGAAUAUAAAGCCUGCAAUUUUAUAAUGUCUUUCUAGCAGAAUGCAGUGAGCGUGUUUUUAUCCCACCACCAUUACGCCGUUUCCGGUUCCUAGCUGGUGUUUCCCCAUUGCAAACUAUUGGAAAAGCAGCAGAUCCAGAUGGCAUGGACACUUACGCAAGGUCUGCCGCUCUGCCGUGCUACUGGAGCCUAUUUGCAGUCUCCUACUUCAACUCAGCUCCAUCAUCAUCACCCAAGCGCCCCGAGAGCACUGCAGCAACGCGACCAGCAACCACAGAGCCAAAGCAGGCGGCAUGAGGCUUGAUUCAGUACAUUUCUCCAUGCUGGUCAUCGGGGUCUCCUUCGCCUGCUAUUCCCCGAGUUUAAAUUCCCUGCAGGACCAGGCUUACAAAUCAGCGGUGGUCAUUGAAGGCAAGGUGCAGGCUGUACCUGUGAAUGUCUCAAAGGAGCCGUACAGUGUGAAUGUCAAAGUGUUGGACGUGUGGCCGCUGAACAGCGGGGGGCUGGAGCGGGAGCAGCUGGUCACCGUCGGGGAGUUCGGUUCGGAGGCUCCGUGCACCAAAGUCAAGAAGAACCACAAAUACAUAUUUUUCAUGGACCCAACAGACGAGCCUCUGGUAUUCAAGGCAUCGUACGCUCCUCUAGACACAUAUGGGAAGAAUCUAAAGAAAGAUGUUGGGAAGAUCUUGUGCGAAGACUGCGCCUCCGCACCGAGGUUAAAACGACUGAGGAACCAGCUACUGGAAGAAGGCGACAGGCUGGCUCUGAAGUGUGAGGCCACUGGGAACCCCAGCCCAGCCUACACGUGGUACAAGGAUGGCAGCGAACUUAAGAAGAGCAAGGAAAUCAAAAUCAAGUCCAGCAAGAAAAACUCCAGGGUCCAGAUCAAUAGAGUGAAGCUGGAGGAUGCUGGGAAUUACACAUGUGUGGCAGAGAAUUUGCUGGGGAAGGAAAACACAACAAGCACCAUUAACGUCCAAAGCAUAACCACCACACUGUCUCCGGGCUCAGGUCACGCCAGAAGAUGCAACGAGACAGAGAAAGCCUACUGUGUGAAUGACGGUGACUGUUACUUCAUACAUGGUAUAAAUCAGCUUUCUUGCAAGUGCCCAAAUGAUUAUAACGGUGAUCGCUGUCAAACCUACGUUAUGGACGAUUUCUACAAGCAUCUUGGGAUUGAAUUAAUGGAGGCAGAGGAGCUUUACCAGAAGAGGGUCCUGACAAUCACAGGCAUCUGUGUGGCUCUGCUGGUGGUGGGCAUCGUGUGCGUGGUCGCCUACUGCAAAACCAAGAGACAGAGGAAGAAAAUGCACAACCACGUGCGUCAGAACAUGUGCGCUGACCAUCCUAACCGGAACCUGGCCAAUGGACCCAACCACCCCGGACCGGGCCCUGAGGAGAUCCCCAUGGUAGAUUACAUCUCGAAGAACGCACCAGCCACCGAGCGAGUCAUUCGGCACGGGGCAGAGGCGUCCUUCUCCGGCAGCCGAGCGUCUUCCAGAUCCCACCACACGUCAAGCCCCGCCCACUCAUCCACACACAGACACGAGGAUCGUACAUGGAGCUUGGACAGGACAGAGAGCGCACUGUCGGACUCCCCCUCGGGCAUGGCAUCGUCCUCCGUGGGGACCAGUAAAUGCAACAGUCCUGCGUGCAUGGAGGCGCGGGCCAGGCGUGCGGCACACUGUGGCAUUACUGAGCCCCACCACCCCGCCGCACGGUACAGGGACUCCUUCGACUCGCUGGGGGACUCUCCGCACAGCGACAGGUACGUGUCGGCGCUGACGACGCCGGCGCGCCUCUCUCCGGUGGACUUCCAUUACUCACUGCCCCCACAGGUGCCUACCUUCCAGAUCACCUCCCCCAACACCAGCCACGCCAUGUCCCUCCCGCCGGCCGCCCACACCUCCUACCAGCCGGAGGACGACCAGCCGCUGCUCCGCCGCUACCAGGUGCCGCUGCACGACGUCCAGCGGCACGAGCUCUACAGACAGCAACGUCGCACCUACCUGGACGAGAGCACCGGCAGCCUGCCGUCCAGCCCGUACCGACUGGCGGACGACGACGAGUAUGAGACCACGCAGGAGUACCUCUCCUCCCUGGAGAAACCAAAGAGAAGCGGAUCCAACGGCAGACGCUGGCGGAGGUCCAGGCUCAAUGGGCACGUGGCACAGCGAGGCGAGGCGGCGCGGGACUGCGGCUCGCGGAGCUGCCUGUCGGACAGCGAGUCCGAGGAGGAGGAUGGGGAGAGCACGCCCUUCCUCAGUAUGCAGAACAUGAGCACGGAGCCCGCUACCAUCUACAGGCCGGCCGAGGCACGGACUCAUCAGCCUUCGGGCAGGCAGAGUUCGCGCGGGAACCUGCCGCCCAGACUGACGCUGUCCCGGUCCAAACAGGACGGCGCUCCCCAGUAGAACCGACCUACCGACGCAACAAUACACUAUAGACCUGCACCUAUAAGAAAUAUUUUUAUUUUAUAUAACAGACAGAUAUUCUAACAAAUGAAAUAUUUAUUUUCAUUUUAGCAAAUGUUGUCUACUAGCUAACAGCAAAGACUUUUUUUAUAGGGAAAACUCUAUUUAUAUGUACAUUUUGAUUUACAGCAUAAUGAAAAAGAGACGUGCCGAUUUUUUCACAACUUAAAAAAGAAAUAGAACAACAUUGUGGUGCCUUUUGACGUAUGCCGAUGCCGGAGGUCCAGUUACGUUUUUUGUAGCCUUUCUUAUACGGACUCCUCAUUUUUAUACACGUUUCUUUCUGUUCUCUUCUUCAUUGUCCUUUCAUUUUUUCAAGGUUUGUUUUUUUUGGGGGAAAUCAUCCCUUUUUUGAACUGUGACAUCCUUGUCUCGUCAUACGAUGUAAGCCACUUCUGCCUAAGGUGUAUGUUUACACGAAUAUGAUUCGCUCGUUUGUUUGUCAUUUCGUUUGUUCGUUUUUUUGUUCUCGUAACAGGAGGCUGGGGGCGCGGCGGCCUUCCAAAUGCGGCGCCGCUCGCUUUUUGACUCGUCGCGGCGAACGGUUUCUGUAGAACCGUCGGUCUGGCAGGCAGUGGACACGGUAUCACCUUAAGCGUUUCUGUAGAACCACACGUCCAGGAGGCAGUGGACAUGGUACAGGCCCAGGUGUGUCUAUAGAAUUGCAAGUUUAGUGCAAUGGGAACUGGACAAGGUAUGACUUGAAGAUUUUCAUAGAAUUGAAAGCCUGGUAGGCAGUGGACAAGCACCACCCAGAGGGUGUCUGUGGAACUGCAGGUCUGGUGGGCAGUGGACCAGUACUAUGACUAGAGCUUCUGUAGAUCCAGCAGGUAGUGGAAGUGCUGUCACUCUGAGGUUUUUCUGUAGAUGGACAGAUCCAGUGGGCAGAGGACAUGGUACCAUGCCAAGGCUCCCUGGGAUUGAGGACAGGGUUUUAACAUUAUUUGCUGGCUGGCCUGGCCAACUUCCUCUUUCUUGUUCCGUGGGAGGGGUCACAUGACCAAACACCCGAAUCUGAUAAAAAGGCAGCAGAGUCUGGUAGAAGCAUCGGGCUGAGGGGCUAAAGGU